Molecule: messenger RNA, 1220 nt
Organism: Seminavis robusta
Lineage: Eukaryota; Bacillariophyta; Bacillariophyceae; Naviculales; Naviculaceae
Source: the annotation of a GenBank genome assembly
GCAUCCAGCGAGGGAGGUUUGAAGGCGUCAUUGUACCGUACCUACUGUUCACAUCCUUCUUCCAAGCUCAUUCGAUUGUCUUAGGUUAGCGUAUUUGAAAAGGAUGACGAAGCAGCCUGUUGGAAUAUGGUUGGUCAGCACCGUGAUCACCCUGUUGUGCGUCAACUUUGCAAGAGGCAAUGAUCAUCUUGGUGGACAGCAUUUUACAGAAGAAAGAGGAGAAACAUGUCCUUCCUUGCCCUCAGUUUCCGUCACGUUUGAAAUUUCAGCAUCGCGGUUGGAAGACGUGUAUCAAUCCGCAAAGCUCAUUACCCUGUCAGCCGUUCAAUCUAUUGAUAAGCUGGUGGAGGAGAAUCAGGAUAACUACGACCUAUUCCAGGGUUGGGCUGAUUGGGAUGACCGCACAAUCCUCGCCAAGCUCAACGGAACUUGCUACGUGGCUUUUGGCUUUCCAGAAGGCACUCUGCUGGAUCCCAUUCAAAACUUGAAUCCCCUUACCCAACCAGUGGGCGACUGCCUUGUUCGCCGUGGGUUCUUCGAUGCUUACAAUACGUCCUCUUAUGCCCAAGAGUUUCGUCAAGAGUUAAACACCUGUCUAGCUUCUUGUUCCUCCAAUGGGCAACGUCAACAAUGCCCCUUGGUCACCACGGGAUACUCGCAAGGUGGAGCUGUGGCGGUUGUAGCGACCAUUGAUCUGCGGCGGCAUGCACCCACGUUCAUUACCUUUGGAGCCACCAAAGCUAUUCUUGACGAUGCAUCCUGUCGCAAUCCUGUCGAGCAGCACCCCUGCACGGAUUUUCGGGUGGACCAGCACUAUCAGUUUGUCAACGUGCUCGAGGGAGAUUACGAGGACCUAAUCCAUUUUCAGCCACUCAUGUGGGACGACUCUUGUUUCUGGAUGAAAACACGGACUUUGUCAUUGGAUCUCCUGGCUCCAUCAAUGGGGAAAAUGUCAACGUUACGACCACCCGAAGUCCAUGGUCCAACUCGGUUCAUGAUGCCAAUCUCUAUCGACAGAGAAUUGAACGACUCUACAGUCAACAAAACUGUGCCCCAUUGCCAGUUGCCAGGUGGGAGUCCAAUCAUGUCUGCCACUACAAUGAUGAAUGCGACAGUGGACUGUGUCAAGAGGAUACCAAUGUUUCUUCUUAAACACGACGAUGCAAGCUAGCUCCGCGGUGCCAGUAGGGUACAUUACGGGACUCGUGUGUCAAGCAGAG